Macrosteles quadrilineatus (aster leafhopper) is the source of this 1661-nucleotide messenger RNA. Its product is annotated as tyrosine-protein kinase BAZ1B-like. The coding region runs from base 1 to 1332 and encodes 443 amino acids. The record is from RefSeq and is a predicted model, not a curated record. NCBI's taxonomy places the organism in Eukaryota, Metazoa, Arthropoda, Insecta, Hemiptera, Cicadellidae. The transcript has 10 exons.
AUGUAUAUUCUUCCAUUGCUAGUCUCUCUACUGCAAUGCUCUUAUCAGCUAGGAAAGUCUCUUACCCAGGAAAUCCCCACCAAAAGAUUCUACAUGAAUCAAAGGGAUCUGCCUGGGGACUCAAAAAGGAGAAGGCAGGAAUCCAUUCAACUGAAACCUCCACCAGCUGAUUGGCCAUCUCCUACCCUUGGAGCAGCUGACUUCCUCUACGAUUUGCAGGAAGUGACGUCAUUCUCUCCUCUACAGGCCUACCAACACAAACUGCAAGAGGAGUAUCUGAAAAAUCUUGAAGAACAAUCGCAUAAAAAGCCUAUACAAAACCAACCAAUCAAAGAGGAGGAGUCUGUAUGGUCAUCUUCUGAUGAAGACUUCAAAAAGUUAUUGGAUCCAAACGAGUUAUUGAAGCUAAAUAAAAAGCUUGCACCAAUAUUGACGAAACAAAAUAAAAUAGGCUCCACUUUUAAGAAAAUACUCAACGAAAAGAAGAAAACUAUCGGGACAGGAACGACACCGAGUAGUAAACUGAAUAAAAUAACCUCGACAAUCUCAAGUCAUCUGAAGAAAAAUGAACAUGAGGCAAAGACUACUGACAACCUAAACACUUCCUUGGAACACAAAAAGACAAGAAUAAAAAAGCGGUUGAAGCGAAAGAAACUCGCCGAAAGUAAAACUGGGGACAAAGUGAAAUCUAGACGGAGGAAAGCGAAAUCAAGAAAGUUUGCGUUUGAUGUACACGGAUCAGGCGAACAUAUCAGCAAAGCGUCUAAGGAGGAUGUAUUGAAAUUGAAAAGAGUGACAGCUUCAGUCGAACUAAAAAAGAAAAGUUCUUCUUCAAGUGAAUCAUCUUCGUCUUCGAGUUCCAAUGAGGAGAUCCAUUCGUCUUCAAUUCACGAACACACAACUGAAGAAAACAAUACCACGUCUUCAAGUCUGAAAACAACAACAGAAAAAUAUAUUAACACAAGACCUACAGUUCACGAACAUAUAACUAGUAUUCCUGCUCAAACUGAAAAGUCUUCACUGAAAGAAAUUUCGAGUUCAACUGAAUCAAUGAUGAUGACAGAUAAAAGUACAGUCUCUGCAAGAAAAAUGGAGCUACGGGAGAAACGAAGACAAAUAAAAAUGGAAAUGAAAAAGGUUUUAAAGGAGGAAGAUCUUGAAGGUUCUUUUGGUGACAGGGAUUCUGAAUGGACCACCUCCGAGCCGAGCAAACUUCCAAUUCACAAAGUUACUCCAAAGCAGGCGUUAUUUGGAAUUCUAAAACAUAAAAUACUGAGAUUCGUUGACAACCUUAUAAGAUCGUCAAACAAAGAAAUCUUGUGGAGAAAUUAACUUCUAGUGGAGAAGAUAGAAUAAUCCAAGGAAUCAUUAUGGCUGUGUAGGUAUGAUCUUGGCCACCAUGAAGUAUACUGUACUAAUUAGCAAGAGAAAUUCCAAUUUUAAUUAUAUUCACAAACCUCAUUUGGUGCUGAAAUGAACAGGUAUCAAUACAAUUUUAAAAACUAAUAUACUAACAUACUACCACGUAAUUAAAAAAAAACAAGUAAAUUAAUUUUACUAGACAUAUUUUGGUGAGAGAGUACAUGCAAAUUGGUUAACAGAACGACUCAAAAAUUCUAUCUUUUAUAUAUUUAUACUCAAAUAAAAAUAUUUUUUAUAUC